Thermothielavioides terrestris NRRL 8126 is the source of this 1787-nucleotide messenger RNA. RefSeq lists its product as uncharacterized. The transcript has 3 exons. Gene Ontology annotation, biological process: proteolysis. Gene Ontology annotation, molecular function: aspartic-type endopeptidase activity. Lineage: Eukaryota; Fungi; Ascomycota; Sordariomycetes; Sordariales; Chaetomiaceae. The record is from RefSeq and is a predicted model, not a curated record. The coding region runs from base 342 to 1787 and encodes 481 amino acids.
CCCUCUUUACACUUUGAUUCCCUUUGUUCCCGUCCUCGACCUGCUCGUUUCCGCAAGACUUCGACCUCAGACUUACCCGUUCGAGUCAGGCGUCGUCCGAAAGCAUCCGGUGGUAUUCCAUACUCCGCACCCGGCACAUGUCAUCAGCAGCUGCGCUGCAAAGUCUCGCCCAACAUAGCCUCGAUCAUGUGCCGCAGCAGACGGCUUAUAUGACGAGUUUUGUUGCUCCCGUGCUCUCGGUGCUCCAUGGGAUAACUAGCACAUUCCAUCUACACCCUGCUGUGCCGGCGUAGCGCUCGUUUCUUGUGCAAUCCCAAAUAUCUUGCCGCGGCCGGGAAGGAAUGAAGUGGCACACGCUGUUGGCCAUCGCGGCCUCUCUCUCGCUCUCACAGCCGGCGGAUGGUCUAUCAAUAGGACGGAGGCAGGAGGGACUGAAGGUGCUAGGCCUGGAGACUCAGAGGCGGGCGCCUCGGAACCCGGUGCACAGAGACAGGCUAAGGAAACGGGGCGAGCUUCCGAUAGGUCUGGACAAUGAGGAAACACUCUACUUCAUCAACGCGACCGUGGGCACCCCGGCCACGGCGCUGAGGUUACACCUCGACACGGGCAGCAGCGACAUGUGGGUGAACACGCCCACCUCGGCUUACUGCUCGUCGAAAAGCAAGCCGUGCGCCUUCGCAGGCACCUACUCGGCCAACGCGUCCUCGACGAGCGAAUACGUCGGCAGCUACUUCAAUAUCUCGUACGUCGACGGCUCGGGCGCAAGCGGCGACUACGUCUCGGACACGGUCACCAUCGGCGGCCACAAGAUCGACAGGCUGCAGUUCGGCGUCGGCUACCAGAGCACCAACGCGCAGGGCAUCAUGGGCAUCGGCUACCCGCUCAACGAGGUCCAGGUCGGCCGCGCCGGCCUCCGCGCCUACAACAACCUCCCCGCCCAGCUGGUGGCCGACGGGGUGAUCCAAUCCAAGGCCUACAGCCUCUGGCUCAACGACCUCGACGCCAACACGGGCAGCAUCCUCUUCGGCGGCGUCGACGCGGCCAAGUACACGCCCCCGCUGCUCUCACUGCCCGUCGAGCCCCAGUCGGGCGUCUACUCGGAAUUCUUCAUCACCCUCACGGGCCUCCAGCUCGGUAGCACCGCCAUCGGCAGCGACCUCGCGCUGGCCGUGCUGCUGGACUCGGGCUCGUCGCUCACGUACCUGCCCGACUCGCUGGUGCAGUCCAUCUACGCGGCCGUCGGCGCCGUGUACGACAGCGACGCGAACGCGGCGUACGUGCCGUGCGCGCUGGCGGACGACGCCUCGGCCGCGCCGCUCAACUUCACCUUCACGACGGCCACCAUCUCGGUGGCCAUGCGCGAGCUCGUGCUCGACCUGGUGACCUCUUCGGGCCAGCGGCCGACCUUCUCCAACGGCGCGGCCGCCUGCCUGUUCGGCAUCGGCCCCGCCGGCUCCGGCGCCAGCGCCGGCGGCUCCGGCUCGAGCGCCGGCACCAGCGUGCUCGGCGACACCUUCCUCCGCUCCGCCUACGUCGUCUACGACCUCGACAACAACUACGUCUCGCUCGCCCCCACCCGCUUCAACUCGUCCGAGUCGCGCGUGCUCGAGAUCGGCACCGGCACCGCCGCCGUCCCCGGCGCCACCAAGGUCCAGAACCCCGUCCGCGCCACCGAGGGCCUGCGCGGCAGCGGGAACGGCUCCUCCGCGCUUUCGGCUAGCGCCGCGGCGGCGGCAGGCCGAGGCGACGGUCUUGGGUGGGUUUCAGCGCAGAACGGCGUUGGGUGA